This is a messenger RNA of Myotis daubentonii (Daubenton's bat), 990 nucleotides long. RefSeq lists its product as uncharacterized. Lineage: Eukaryota; Metazoa; Chordata; Mammalia; Chiroptera; Vespertilionidae. The coding region runs from base 55 to 990 and encodes 311 amino acids. The transcript has 2 exons. The record is from RefSeq and is a predicted model, not a curated record.
CUCUGCUGUCCUCGCUGACCUCCUCUCCUCUCCGCUCCGCUCCACUCCGCCACCAUGUCCCUCAGCGGCUGCUCCGGAAACUUCUCCUCCCGCUCCCUCGGGGGCUCCCUGUGCACCCCAGGCCCCUCCUGUGGCUCCCACCCCAGCAACCUGGUCUACAGUCCUGCCCCCUGCACCCCCAGCCCCUGCCCGCAGAGCCCCUCUCUCCACAGGGGCCGCCAGGAGACCUGCCGGAAGCCACCCAGCUGCCCCACGCCCCGCUGUGGCCCGAGGACCUCCUCGCCCUGCGGUGGCCUGAGGACGCCCUCGCCUUGCCGUGGCCCGAGGACCCCCUCGCCCUGCGGUGGCCCGAGGACCCCCUCGCCCUGCCGUGGACUGAGGACCCCCUCGCCCUGCGGUGGCCUGAGGACCCCCUCGCCCUGCUGUGGCCCGAGGACCCCCUCGCCCUGCGGUGGCCCAAGGACCCCCUCACCCUGCCGUGGACUGAGGACCCCCUCGCCCUGCGGUCCCUGCAGGACCCCCUUGUCCUGCGGUCCCUGCAGGACCCCCUCACCCUGCGGUCCCUGCAAGACCCCCUUGUCCUGCGGUCCCUGCAGGACCCCCUCACCCUGCGGUCCCUGCAAGACCCCCUUGUCCUGUGGUCCCUGCCGGACCCCCUCACCCUGCGGUCCCUGCAGGACCCCCUUGUCCUGCGGUCCCUGCAGGACCCCCACACCCUGCGGUCCCUGCAGGACCCCCUCACCCUGUGGUCCCUGCAGGACCCCCUUGUCCUGCGGUCCCUGCAGGACCCCCGCACCCUGCGGUCCCUGCAAGACCCCCUCACCCUGUGGUCCCUGCAGGACCCCUGCGCCCUGCGGGACCCGCCCUGAGGCUCUGGGCUGCGGGUCCCCUGGUGUCAGGUCCCUGGGUUACGGGGUCUGUGGGUUCCCCGUGAUGAGCUAUGGGUCCGGGUUCUGCCGCUCCAACGGCCUGGCCUCCAGCAGCUGCUGA